This is a messenger RNA of Gracilinanus agilis (Agile Gracile Mouse Opossum), 1025 nucleotides long. RefSeq names its product signal peptidase complex subunit 3 (gene SPCS3). Gene Ontology annotation, biological process: protein targeting to ER. Gene Ontology annotation, cellular component: signal peptidase complex; membrane. Bases 183 to 728 code for a protein of 181 amino acids. The transcript is spliced from 5 exons. The record is from RefSeq and is a predicted model, not a curated record. Lineage: Eukaryota; Metazoa; Chordata; Mammalia; Didelphimorphia; Didelphidae.
GGCGGCGCGCUCGCUCCCGGGAGGCGCGCGCGCGCCCAGGGCGGUGGGGAGAGGAGCAAGCCGGGCCGGAGCCGAGCCGGGUGUGUGUGUUGGGGUGCGUGUGGCGUGAGCAGGAGCGUGUGUGAAGGAGGACAGGCGGCGGGAAGCGAGUGCGAGGGGCCAAGCCGAGCUGAUCCGCCGCGAUGAACACGGUUCUGUCGCGGGCGAACUCCCUGUUCGCCUUCUCGCUGAGCGUGAUGGCGGCGCUGACCUUCGGCUGCUUCAUCACCACCGCCUUCAAAGACAGAAGGGUCCCGGUCCGAGUCCACGUCUCCCGAAUCAUGCUAAAAAAUGUAGAAGACUUCACUGGACCUAGAGAACGAAGUGAUCUGGGAUUCAUUACAUUUGAUGUAACAGCUGAUCUAGAGAAUAUAUUUGAUUGGAAUGUAAAGCAGUUGUUUCUAUAUUUAUCAGCAGAAUAUUCGACAAAAAAUAAUGCUCUGAACCAGGUUGUCCUUUGGGACAAGAUCAUUCUGAGAGGCGAUAAUCCGAAGCUGCUGCUGAAAGAUAUGAAAUCAAAAUAUUUUUUCUUUGACGAUGGAAAUGGUCUCAAGGGAAACAGGAAUGUUACUUUAACCCUCUCUUGGAAUGUUGUACCAAAUGCUGGAAUUCUACCUCUUGUGACAGGAUCAGGACAUGUCUCUAUUCCAUUCCCAGAUACAUAUGAAAUAACAAAGAGUUAUUAUUAAAUUAUUAUUCUGAAUUUGAGCAACAUAUUUUUAUACUUAAUGAAUUUUAUCUCAUUUGCCCCAUCCCUUUGCUCCUUCUUGCUCCCUCUUCUUUUGCCCUAAAAGCAAGAGAAAACUUGCUUUUGGUUGUAACUUUUUUAAAAAUUAGGUUUCUUUUGGUUUUUGUUUUUUUUACAAGAGCCAACAUUGAAAAACAUAACUGAAAGGAAAGGUAAAAAGGUGACAAAAUUUUUUUGAAAUUGGCCACCUGAAUGAAGUAUUACCUUUCUUAUUAAUAAAAGUUGAAAAACCCUCAAA